GUCACAAAUUUACAAUUCUAUAAUUCGUACAGCUAUUUUAUGUUAUUUUGUUGUGUGUCUAAAAUCGGUUUACAAAAGUAGAGUUUUAAUUAGUAAGAAGAAUAAUCUACUUUUCCAGUUAUGGAAGGUUUUAUUGAAGUGAAUGAAAUAUCUGACUUCGUUUCAUAUAUCCGCAGUAUUGAAUGGCGUGAUCCCUGGCUGAUAGCUUUACUCUCUUUUCACAUUCUGGUAACAUUUAUGUGCUUCUCUACAAGGAAUUAUGGAAACUUUCAAGUUAUGCUGUUUAUAACAUUAUUACUUCUCGUCUAUUUCUCCGAGAGUAUAAACGAGGUGGCAGCAAGGAAUUGGGCCCUGUUCUCCAGACAACAGUAUUUUGACAGCAAAGGACUGUUUAUAUCAGUGGUAUUCUCCAUUCCAAUAUUGCUGAAUUGCAUGAUUAUGGUGGGUUCAUGGCUGUACCAAUCCACGCAGAUAAUGACCAACAUCAAGAAAGCACAGUUACGGCAGCGGCUGAAAGAGCUCAACAUCAACAGAGAGCAACAAAAACACAUCAAGUCAGACUAAAUGAUAAGAUACAGGUACCGAUAUGAUACUAAAUAGCAGAUAUUUUAUCAAGCAAAAACUAGCGAAAUGAUAUCCUGGUCACGGCACCACACUUGUUGUAAGAAUAUUGAAAAAAGUUCUUAAAAAUAACUCUGGAAAUUAUUAAAGUAUUUAGUUUUUGCAGUAGAUAGAAUAUCGGCAUUUUUGGCAGUGAUCGUGUGGAAACAAAGUACCUAUGAUAUCCUUAGUAAUCUAGAUCGAGUAUCUAUUACUAGAACAGUUGCAACACUUAACGCUUAAAUGUCGGCCUAAAGCCCCGAAUAAUUAUGAUUUUUUACUAGAUUUAAUAUAAUAUUCGAUCAGGUUACCAAUGAUGAUAUCAUUUGGCGUAAAAGAGUAUAAAAUUUGCCAUUAUCAUUAAUUAAAUUUGGUGUAGGAAAUGUGAUCAAAAUUUGGAUAAGAAAUGUUAUUAUUAUAAAUACUGGCGUAGGCAUUCUGUUCAAAUUACUUUUUCAGAGUAUUUUUAUUAAACAAUGUACUGACAUUACGCAUUCGUUUCUACACUACAUAUAAAAUAUACACGACUUCAAAAAAUAAGUACGUGCUCUAUCCAGAUAUUGCUAUAAAUUCUUUUGAUCUAUUUAUUAACCUCCUUACUCAUAAACGUGUACUAAAGUUACGAUGCCGCUAAUAAUCGUUUGUCCCUUUCCGACGUAUUGGUAUGAUGGAAAGGGACAAAGGAUUAUUAGCGGCAUCGUAACUUUAUUACACGUUUAUGAAUAAGGGGGUCACUGUCUACCUACUUUACGGAAUAUAGACAAAAGGAAUAUUUACGGCUCGCAUUGACAAAUUUUAUGAUAAUCUACUAUUUAUAACAAUAUACUCGUAAUUAACUUUCAUCACAUUUAAUUUUUACUAUAGAUUAACAAUCAAUUCAGUGGCACCCUUCAACUAAAAAAAAGGAUUUAGUACACGUACUGUGCUAUCUAAGCUGUCAUUCCAAAUGUUUGAUGAUAAAUAACACAAAAUUGACAAGAAGAAGCUAUCGCUUAGUGUUCGGUAUACAUGAAAAGAUUACAAUACGAAAAUAAAGUACACAUACACAUACAUAUUGGCAGGUACUUGCACCAAAUAUCUAAUCAAAUUUAAUCGACGAAGACUGUCCGUGUCCGUGUCCACUUACUUGAAGAAUUUCUAUGUUUUAUAAGUGUAAGGUUUUUUUUGUUUAUUUAAGACACUGCGAUUUAAACUUAACUUCAUUAGCUGCACUUACUUUCAGCUUUAUUUAUAAGGUUUUAAUAAGAGAGUGAAUAAUAUUUCCCAGCAUUAAAAUCCUAAGAUGUGUUGUUGAUAGCACUUGUAUUCCUACUGCAUUUUUUCCUACGUGUUUCUUGCAUUUUCUUGUACUUAAGAUAUAAAACUGUAUAUUCUUUUCCAACAAUAAUCUGUUGUUGCCAGUUGUAUACUGUUAGGGCGUUUUAAUAAAAAAUAACAAAUCAAAACACCUGAAUGUUAAAAACGCUCUGUUUUUUUUGUAAGCUUUCAUACCUGCUUUGCCUCGGCAAGGUACACCCAGCUGCAAAAGUGCAUGUUCACUUUAUGAAUGAAUUCCAUUCACAAUGCGUCCAGUUGCAGUUCGCUGUACAUACAGUCAUAGAGAUAAACCAGUCAUAAAAUGCACGCUGCUCCAACUAUAGUACUCUAAACCUUCAAUCAUGGGCGUCGCCAACUGAUGGGCUAGGGGGGGCAGUUGAUAUGGCCGAUGGGCUAGGGGAUGGCUGUUGAUAUGGCCGAUGGCCAAGGGGAGAGAGAGGGGCGUACAUUUAGUUACUUUACAGUUUUUACUCUUUAAGGGGAGGCAGCUGACUCCCUCUGCCACCCCCUGGCGACGCCCUUGCCUUCAAUAGGGUCUGGAUCUGAACCAGAACCCGGGACGGAUGGAUCUGCUUGAAUUUUUUAUUCCGGUUGAAGAUACUUGUGGAGGUACUUACAUUUUAUGAGUGUUUUUACUCUUUUGUAAGAUUGUUAAUUUUCAUUCAUAUAAGAUUGUAAGUUUGCCGGAGGUUUGGGGAGCAUGUAAAUGGUUAUUAGAUAUGAAACCUAAACUGUUGCCAUGUAUUUGUAGGUUUCGUGUGGAAAUAUACGAUUAGAAAAGAUAAAAUAAAUUUAACUAUUAUCACAUAAAGUCGCUAGAAUAGGUUUAUUUUUAUUUGUUAUUGUGAAUGUUUUUUUAAAGAAUGAUUACUUAAGGAUCUAUGUCGAAAUUCUUUGUUAUUUUACCAAUUGUUGUUUUGUAUAUAUUUUUUUAUUUUAGUUUUUUUAGUUUUAAGUAAAUUGAUGCAGUUGUCUUUGUUUUAAACAAAAUAAAAGAGGACGAGACUCAUGAAAGGUAAUUUUGACAUUAUGAGAAAUGCUUUAUUUUAAUAGAUGAAAUAACAUAAUAAACAUUCACAAUGACUGUUUAAGUAUGUUUAAGUUUGUGAUAAAUUAUCUAGUGAAACUUGCGAAAGAUUGAAGUACCUAUAUCUAUAUUACAUUUUCGAAAUAUUCCUUGGAAACAAAAAUAAGUGUUUUUUUAUCUGAUAAAGCAUAAUCAAUUAUUUAUUUAAUAUAAUUGUGCCGAUACACUGUGCCUCUGUUAUCGGACGAUGGGCUGAUAGAAUGAUGCUGUGAAACGUCAUGGGUAUAAAUGCCAUUAUGAAGAUAGAUUUCUUUUAUAUUGAAAUACAGUAAUUUUUAGUCUACACUGGCGAAUAUGUUGUUUAUAUGUGAACAAUAUAACAAUUUGUGCCUAUAUGUAUAUAAUAGACAAUAACUGGAUUUUUUAUAAUGUUCUCUAUUUUACCCGUUCUUAUUAUGGUAUUAUUAUUUAAUAGGAGAUUAUGUAUCCUAUUUCAUUGCUGUCGAUUGGAUCUCGUUUUAAUUAAUUGUUUAUUUUGCUUGGCAGAAGUGUUUUGGAAGGUCAGAUAAAGUAUAUCUAUUAAAUAGUGAUAUCAAAAUUAUAAGAUAACUUUACCUUCGCUUUGAUUUCAAGACUAAUCAAUGCCAUAGGUACACGUCUAAUAAUUAUAGACUCAAAUACAAUUAUUGAUUACGUCCAUACUAGUUUUAGAUAAUAGCAUUUGCUCUAAGCCUUUGGUCCAUAUAAAAAAAUAUAAAUAUGUAUACUUAUAUAUAUUCUCGUCACAGAACUUUAACCUUACAGUAUAAGACCUUUUACCUUGUAUAAGAUCAUUCAGAGCGUUUAUAUUUUUUUGAAGGUUUGGUAAUAGACAUUAGUUUACUUUCCACUACAUCCACAGCUUAGGCAGGCACUCAAAAAGCGGAUUCUAUAGAUAAUAUAGAUAUAGAUCUAUAGAUUCAAGCUGAUGCCUUCUGUAUGGAUAAAAUAUGACAUUACAAUAUAAUAUAUUAUGGCGUGUAAAUAAAAUCCGAAACGUAUAACUAGGUCUUACCUUCCUUUGUAAAUGAUCUACUUUCUUCUUUCUUUCUGCCAUGUCGGUUAUCAGAGCUCAGGGUCUAAUGUAAAUGAUUUAAUUUCUAAUAGUAUUUAGCAGGUGAGUAGGUAAAUAUCAAGACUGAGAUGUGUGUGAUUCAUAACAUAUUGAUACAGACUUUAUUAUAUCAUCUAUAGGCAUUUGGCACGAUCAUUACUAUGUCCAAUUAUGACUGAAAGUGGUAUUAAAAAUUAGAAGGAAAAACUACAACUUGAAACACAUAAUAAACAGGAACUUUUCGUAAAAAAAUUAAUGAUUUUACCCAUGAAAAUUGCCCGGAGAUGAUUAUUUACUGUAGCUAAUUUUAAAUACCACCGUAGAGGCAAUUUUCUCUGGUCCAAAGGUCUGUCCGCUCCUAAGCUCGUGCUAUCAUACUUUCUUUUUUUAAUGUAGAAAAUGAAAUGAAUAUCUCACGUGCAUAUGAGUGAUUGAGUACAUUUAGAUGUAACUUUUUUAAUUAUUUUAUAAAAAGAAAAUAAGAUAGCACCAGCUCUGCUAUUAAUCCUAGUAGCUACUUCGCGCUACUGCGUUAGUUAGCUACUGACGUUGCCUAUUAAAAGUUCGGAAAAUCAUCGACUAGUGUAAAGUAUUGUCUAGAAUGCGCACGAUUUUAUUAUAAAUAAAAUCCAGAGAAGUUGUAGUAAUGCCUAGAAAUCUUAGUGCUUAUGCUUGGGUUGCCAACACUAUUGACGUCGACCAGGACAGAAUUGUUUUUUUUUUUUACAAAUAAAUAUUCGUCGCUCGUUCAGUGUAAGAAAGUACAGUAGAGUGAUAUGAAUAAUAGAUACAUACCUAAACGUAAGUACGAAGUAAAGUACCUACAUAUUUUAGUUUAAGUACUUACAGACAAAACCGAUAAAAACACCAGUAGGUACAUACAUUACUACAAAGGUUAGAUUACAAAAAAAACGAGUGGACUAUUUCACCGAGAAUUUUCCAUGAAUUUGGCACUCUGUCCUGUUAUUACUUCGCUAAAUUUAGUAUCAUCCAAUUCUGUGUUUUAGUGUAAUAUUGUCGUGCGCAGUAGAUUGUUGGAAAGCAUAUUGUUAUAGUUGAUUACUUUCUUAAAUUAAUUAGAAAUAAAUAACAAUAUGUCGUACCCACUUCACGUUCGGCCUUAUGACAAUUGCGUAUUAUGUAUUUAAAAUUAAGGCCCGAAAUAAAAAAAAGUAGUGCCACAAUACAAAAUGAAUGAUUUACAACGACGAUGUACAUAUGUAAUUAUUAUUAAAAAUCACUAUAUACUCGUAUUUAAACUAGACUAAAGAUAAUUGAAAUAAUGAUUUAUAUUUAUUUUGAUUUGUAUAAAUCUGUUUGCCAAGCUGUGUAUAGUACCUACAUAUACAACAUGUUUGUUGUCCAUGGUACAAACAGCAACACUCUUAACUGUCCAUCGGUGAACCUUAUUCCUUUUGUAAUAAGGUUCACCGGUGGACAGUUAACAGUGCGUGCGAUGGUACAUGUUAACGGGGACGCCGCCUUAAGCGCCAAUCACAUCCAAACUUCCCUAUUGCUAUCGAGCCCGAAAUCAGUCCCGAUGUCGGGCCUGAUAAAGUAUGGAUUUAAUUGGCACUUUAACAAAUAUUGGCUUUGUGUGCGAUUAAUUGGCAAUAGCGGCUGUAUAAGACCACAGUUAUAUCGAUAGAUAUCUACCAAAUAGUACGAAACUUAGGAAAAAUCACAUAUUUGCCACGCUAGGAGCCCCCUAUCACUAGCACGCAUCCCAUCACUUCGCACAUAGACAAUAUGAGACUGAGAUCUCUUCAAUAUUGUCGUACAAUAACCAAUGCACCUAAGGGGUGUAUCGAAAAAAAAAACUUUAAAUUUUAAGCGGCUGUAAUUUUGUUUCUAACAAUAAGGAAGAUGACUACGGCUUUCUUACCGCGAUAAAAAGUCUUAUUAUUAAAUUAUAUUCCAAUAUAAAUAAUUUUGGUUUUACGGUGUGUAUAUAGAAUAAUACCUACACCAAAAAUUGUUAUUUUCCAAAUAGCAAAAAAAAAUAUUGCAAAUUCUUACAUGCUUGAUUUCGAAACCAUUCGAAACAAUUAUCUCGAGGUUUUGUGCAUUUCAUAAUAAUUAACUUAUCUAGUAUGUUGGCUCUUGAAAUGCUUGAUGAAGGCCUCGAAGCGGCAGACCUCUAGGAACAACGGAACAAGUGAAUUGCUAAUAGAAUUUAUAGCGAAAACUAAGCAUGCCUGUCAUAUUUGAGGACCGGUCUGCCCUAGUCGGUAGUGACACUAGUGAUCCUGCCUAGGAAGCCGAUGGUCCUGGGUUCGAAUCCCGGUAAGGGCAUUUAUUUGUGUGAUGAGCACAGAUAUUUGUUACUGAGUCAUGGAUGUUUUCUAUGUAUUUAAGAUAGAAGAUAAAAGCGAAAAAAAAUAACAACUCCAGCAGGUGAGAGGCUGAUGCAGGCAAAUAUGGAAAACAGCUCCGUAAAAAGCUGCUACUGAAUGCGCUAGGAAGAAGCUGCCAUCAAUCCUACCGAAAAAAUAAUAAUUAAAUUCAAAGUAGUUUUUUUACUGUAGUUAUUCUAAAAAAACAUACGUUUCUUAUCAAUUGCAUCCGGGUUUUUUUUUUCAUUUGAAGUUUACAGAUUUUUCUUAAAAUGAGCUCAUGAUUCCCCAAGGGUGUAGGUGCUAUUUUGGCGAUGAGCGCCCUGCAUUUGCCCUAAUAACCUGUCAACACAGUUAUUCAUCGUAUUGCAAAGAGUUGGCAAUGAUAGAUAUUAAUUACAUUUUUGUUUGGCAGGCAGAUUGCAUUUUGAGUCAUUUAUUUAACUAUAUAUUUAAAUUUCAUUCACCAGAUAAUGCUUUAACCAGCUUGUUAAUAAAAUGAUUUAAAAAAUCCCCUAUGCUUAAGGUAAAGGAUUUUUACUUAAUUUAUUAUGUAUGCUUUUCAAUAAAGUCGUGGAUUACAAUA
Molecule: messenger RNA, 6959 nt
Organism: Cydia pomonella (codling moth)
Lineage: Eukaryota; Metazoa; Arthropoda; Insecta; Lepidoptera; Tortricidae
Gene: Tmem18
Product: transmembrane protein 18
Exons: 4
Coding region: 121-564 (147 amino acids)
Cellular component (GO): nuclear membrane
Source: RefSeq, a predicted model, not a curated record